GUUACACCUCGUGGCCCCAAUGCGACCCCGCACAAUAUCGUCGUGUCUGCAGAGCCUCCCAAUUCUCAGCCUUCCCGACCUAAACAGAGAAAAACAAUUAGUGAUUACGCGAAACGAAAGAAAGAUUACGCCAUUGCAUGGGUUAGCCUCUACCCUAGCAUGGAGAUGCGCUCCAGAGAGAUGCGGCUCUGCGAUGUGGGAGCAUUCAAAGCCCGUGCUUGCUGCGCAUUCAGCACGCAGUACUCCGCAGCUAAUUGACGCCACGCCUUAGCUUGAACCCUCUUGUAUCGUCCAGAUCUCAAGAUCUUGCUUCUUCUUAGCCAAUUACUCGCAUGGAACAUUACUCACGUGCCCUCUUCGCCAUAUCUAUUUAUCUUAAUCUCGUUCUAUGACGACUUCCCUCGAUCAGCUACCUUUUGACUUACUCUUCUGCAUCACCUUCGAUUUGGAUCUUGAGGAUAUCGUUCAUCUCAGCCAAACAUGUCGACACUUAAGAGCCGUACUAGACGAAAGGACAGUUGUCAGGCGUACUGUCGAGAUCAACUAUUCCCACACCGAGGAAGCGUCUUUAGCCCGAAAAGAGAAGAUUACCUACAAGCAAGCCUUUCAGGCUAUUUAUGACAGAAGACAAGCUUUGUCAACUGCGCACCCAUUUUCGGCUCGCGUUCUGGGCCAAGGAAACAACUUUUUGUACAAACAGGGCAUUAUAUGUGUUUUCGACGCUGGGAUGGUCCACGUCACGGAUCUCAAUUCGCGGACAGAAGCCAUCCGUCUCGAUCUCCAAUCUAUUAUUCGGCCUGUUUUGGAGUCGAAGUUCAGAGCAUUUGGUACUAUCAGUGUGCGCUUACUUCAUUAUGCUGAUGAGAUCCUCUCUGUGCAUGCUAUACCGAAGUACAAUUCGGAUGACAGCCAUAUAUUCGCCAUCAAUACAGUAGCGAACCUUCCGGACGGACAAAGGGUGAUCGAAUCGGUGCAACUAGCCGAAUGUUCUAAGCUUUUUGUUAGGCAUAAUAAACAUUAUCUAUAUUACGGCACACAUACUGGAAUAGGCGAUGACGGUCAUCACAAAUGGGAGAUUGAAGGCAUCUCACUCCAUGAAGACUUUCCGAUAACCGAGCGAGAAAGACCAGUACUGCUCGAUAAGUUUCACGGAUCUGAUAUUGGCUCCACGAUCGCGUUCGAAAUACACAAUGAUUACUUCUACGCUGUUUCCAACCAGGGCACCUUUGAGGUCGAGGAGAUCGAUUACACAUCCUUCUAUCAUGUGGUACGCUUCCCAUUAGACAGACCGGAUGAUGUUCAGAAGGAUGAGCGCCUCUUUCGUCGACAGCACAAGCAAGGACCAAUUCAUGACUCAUGGACCGAUCUUACACUACAGCUUGACGAGCGUACGAACGAGACGGUGAUUGUAGAGUCGCGUCGAGAAUGGGCGCAAGCAUCUUCUCGCCAGUCACGCACUUUCUACGUUACUAAGAUGGAUUUUCAAGAAGAGGACGAUACCGAGGAAUUAUCUGACGAACUACUUGGGCCUGAGGAUGAUCUCUUCCUCCCACUCAUAGACUCCUCCAACAGUCCCCACUGGAAACCCACGCCCAACCUCUACAGCUGGAGCCAACACCCUGAGUUCUCCCCAACAGACCCCUCACCCCGAUCCUUCACCCUCUCCCGAACAAAAUUUCGAGCCUACAGCUACCCAUGCACCUCCUUUGUCGACCUCGUAGAAGACGACCGCUGCUGUCCUAGCUCCUCUACAACACCGUGCCUCCGACUGCGAAUAGGGUCCCGCCGUGAACUAGGCCUCUCCUUCAAUACCACGAGCGGCAGCACCAGCGCCUGCAAAGGAAAAGCCCCCAUCGACGACACCAAACCCUACUUCCUAGACACCCAAACACGCUACCGCCAGUCGCCCAUCCGCAUGUGGCCCCCUGCCUCAUCGCGCUGUCCCUGCUCAGCCCGUCUGCACAACAUACUCAACCCACCCUUACCAACCACCAACUCAUCAUCAUCCUCCACACGAAGCGUAACCGGCAUCCUCGACUCCCAACGCCUAGUCUUCAUGAUCAAACCAGGCCGCUCCUACGGCUCCAGCGAAGACAACACGUCAGGCAGCAUUGUGGUCAUAGAUUUCACCGGUCCGCGCACGGCUACAGGACCGACACCCUCAGCAUCAGGUCCAUCGUCGCUGGUCCGAUGCGAUAGUAAAAUGGGGGAUGAGAAGGUGACGCAAGAUGCGUGUGGUGGUGACGCGUUAGUCUGGCAUUGGUCGGAUGAUUCAAAGGGGCGCUGCAGGGGAGGGACGUGUCAGUGAGUGGUUGGGGACGGGUUGCCGUGGCCUUUUACAAUAGGCAACGGGUAGCAAAUAAAAGACCAUGAGUGAACUGAGGGAGGGAGGGAGGGAGAAACGCAGUG
Messenger RNA from Alternaria rosae, 2409 nucleotides. RefSeq lists its product as uncharacterized. The transcript has 2 exons. The coding region runs from base 389 to 2308 and encodes 639 amino acids. Gene Ontology annotation, molecular function: protein binding. The record is from RefSeq and is a predicted model, not a curated record. Lineage: Eukaryota; Fungi; Ascomycota; Dothideomycetes; Pleosporales; Pleosporaceae.